AUGCCUUCAGCUCCACCUGCCACGGCCUCUUCUGUUUCAGAACCCACCUGCCCCACCUCUAUUUCUAAUAAUACUUAUACGUGGAGAGAGCUGCAAGGCUGCAACAACUGGGAAAAUCUACUCUCACCCACCUUGCACCCUUUGCUUCGUCAAGAAAUCAUUCGUUAUGGAGAACUUGUCACUGCAUGCUACAAGGCCUUCGAUCUGGACCCAAACUCCAAACGCUACCUAAAUUGCAAGUACGGCAAAGCCAACAUGUUUAAAGAAAUUGGCAUGGAGAAUUCAGGUUACCAAGUUACCAAGUACAUCUACGCUACUCCUCAAAUCAGUAUCAACAACAUCCCCGCUAUCCACUCAUGCGGUCGGUGGAUAGGAUACGUCGCCGUUUCCAAUGAAGAUAUGGUGAGAAGGCUGGGGAGGAGAGAUAUUCUAAUUAAUUUCCGUGGGACCGUGACAAAUCCUGAAUGGAUCGCCAACUUCAUGAGUUCCCUGGUUCCAGCCAGGCUCGACCCAUAUAAGCCACGGCCAGAGGUGAAGGUAGAGUCUGGGUUCUUGAGCCUUUACACUUCAGAUGAGAGAGAUCACAGCAAGUUUGGCCUGGGAAGUUGCCGUGAACAGCUUCUCUCUGAGGUUUCUAGGUUACUCAACAAGUACAAAAACGAGGAGGUGAGUAUAACUUUAGCAGGUCAUAGCAUGGGGAGCUCAUUGGCUCUUCUUCUUUCAUAUGACAUUGCAGAGCUGGGCUUGAACAAAAUCAAGUAUUCCCUCAACACAGAAAUACCCAUCACGGUUUUCUCUUUUGGAGGACCAAGAGUUGGAAACCUGGCGUUCAAGCAACGGUGUGAUGAAUUAGGAGUCAAAGUACUGAGAAUAGUCAACGUUAAUGAUCCCAUAACCAAGUUACCAGGCGUUUUGUUUAACGAAAAUUUUAGGGUUUUAGGAGGAAGAUAUGAGCUUCCAUGGAGCUGCGUCUGUUAUGCUCAUGUUGGGUCUGAGUUGAUUCUAGACUUUUUCAACAUGCAAAAUCCUUCAUGUGUUCAUGACUUGGAAAGCUAUAUCAACUUACUCAAAUCUCCCAAGAAUAAUAUAACUACAACACCGCAGAAGAGUGAAAAAGAUGGAAAUUUCUUGAGUAAAGCAAGAGAGUGGCUAUUGAGUGCUCAGUAUUUAAACCUUUUGCCGUUGGAAACCAAUACAAUAAGCAAUAUGAUAAUGAACUUCUUUUAG
Messenger RNA from Carica papaya (papaya), 1227 nucleotides. Its product is annotated as phospholipase A1-Ialpha2, chloroplastic. Gene Ontology annotation, molecular function: glycerophospholipid phospholipase A1 activity. Gene Ontology annotation, cellular component: chloroplast. Gene Ontology annotation, biological process: jasmonic acid biosynthetic process. Lineage: Eukaryota; Viridiplantae; Streptophyta; Magnoliopsida; Brassicales; Caricaceae. The record is from RefSeq and is a predicted model, not a curated record.